AUGAAGGGGCCUGUGUUAACGCUGGGGCUGCUGGCUGCUCUGGUCAUGUGUGGUAAGAGCUGGGGCCUGAACGAGGAGGAGCGGCUGAUCCGGCACCUGUUUGUGGAGAAGCACUACAACAAGGAGCUGCGGCCGGCAGCACGCAAGGAGGAGAGCGUGCAGAUCUCGCUGGCCCUCACCCUCUCCAACCUCAUCUCCCUGAAAGAAGUCGAGGAGACCCUCACCACGAACGUGUGGAUUGAGCACGGCUGGACAGACAGCCGGUUGCAGUGGGACGAGGAAGAAUUUGGGAACAUCAGCGUUCUGCGCCUGCCCCCUGACAUGCUGUGGCUCCCAGAGAUUGUGCUGGAAAACAACAAUGACGGCUCCUUCCAGAUUUCCUACUCCUGCAACGUGCUGGUCAGUCCUUCAGGAUCUCACCUACUUCCCCUUCGACUGGCAGAACUGCUCCCUCAAGUUCAGCCUUUCUACUUCCCCUUCGACUGGCAGAACUGCUCCCUCAAGUUCAGUUCACUCAAGUACACGGCCAAGGAGAUCACCCUGAGCCUGAAGCAGGACGAAGAAGACGGCCGCUCCUACCCCGUGGAGUGGGUCAUCAUCGACCCCGAGGGCUUCACAGAAAAUGGGGAGUGGGAGAUAGUGCACCGGCCCGCCAGGAUCAACGUGGACACCAGCGUCCCCCUGGACAGUCCCGGCCGGCAGGACGUCACCUUCUACCUCAUCAUCCGCCGCAAGCCACUCUUCUACGUCAUCAACAUCCUGGUGCCCUGCGUGCUCAUUUCCUUCAUGAUCAACCUGGUCUUCUACCUGACUCCUCCAGGUGGCGAGAAGACAUCGAUGGCCAUCUCAGUGCUCCUGGCGCAGUCUGUCUUCCUGCUGCUCAUCUCCAAAAGGCUACCUGCUACGUCCCUGGCCAUCCCUCUCAUAGGCAAGUUCCUGCUCUUCGGCAUGGUGCUGGUGACCAUGGUCGUGGUGAUCUGUGUCAUCGUGCUCAACAUCCACUUCCGCACACCCAGCACCCACGUGCUGUCCGAAGGGGUGAAGAAGCUCUUCCUGGAGACCCUGCCGGAGCUUCUUCAUAUGUCCCGCCCGGCGGAGGACGGGCCGGGUCCCUCAGCCCUAAUCCGCAGGAGCAGCUCUCUGGGCUACAUCUCCAAGGCCGAGGAGUACUUCUCGCUCAAGUCCCGGAGUGACCUCAUGUUCGAGAAGCAGUCAGCGCGGCACGGGCUGGCCCAGCGCCUCACCACCGCACGCCGGCCCCCCGCAGGCUCCGAGCAGGCCCAGGAGGAGCUCUUCAGUGAGCUGAAGCCAGCUGUGGAUGGGGCCAACUUCAUCGUCAACCACAUGAGGGACCAGAACAGUUACAACGAGGAGAAGGACUGCUGGAACCGGGUGGCGCGCACAGUGGACCGGCUCUGCCUGUUUGUGGUGACACCCAUCAUGAUAGUAGGCACGGCCUGGAUCUUCCUGCAGGGCGCCUACAACCAGCCUCCUCCUCAGCCUUUCCCCGGGGACCCCUUCUCCUACCUGGAGCAGGACAAGCGCUUCAUCUAG
Molecule: messenger RNA, 1554 nt
Organism: Pteropus alecto (black flying fox)
Lineage: Eukaryota; Metazoa; Chordata; Mammalia; Chiroptera; Pteropodidae
Gene: CHRND
Product: cholinergic receptor nicotinic delta subunit
Exons: 13
Coding region: 1-1554 (517 amino acids)
Biological process (GO): regulation of membrane potential; monoatomic ion transmembrane transport; chemical synaptic transmission
Cellular component (GO): neuron projection; postsynaptic membrane; synapse
Molecular function (GO): transmembrane signaling receptor activity; acetylcholine-gated monoatomic cation-selective channel activity
Source: RefSeq, a predicted model, not a curated record